AUGCUGCAUAUUGAGGUCUUUAACGAUGAUCAUGUUUUCAAGUGCCUUGACCUUGCUAAGGUUAAGCUGUUGUCUGACACCCGGUCUAAAGUCUACCUGGCGAUAGAAAGAGAAAAGCCGCACGAAAAAAAAGUUGUCAAAGUCUUCAGGAACACGGAAAGUUCUUUCAACAGUUUCAUCAAUGAGAUCGAGAUGGUGAAAAAGCUGAAGCACCCCAACAUCAUGAUGUACGACAGGGCUGUAGCGAUGCCUAAAUACAACAUCCUAGUCAUGCCUUACUGUGAGAGGGGAGGCCUUUACAAGAGGGUAGGCCGGAUCAGCCAGCGUGAGACAGACAGGUAUUUCCUGCAAAUGUGUGGCGCCAUCAAGUACCUCCACGGCCUGAACAUCGUCCACAGGGACAUCAAGCUGGACAACUUCCUGCUGGACGCCCAGCACCAGCUCCACCUGACGGACUUUGAAAUGGCGUGUAGGGUCAAGCCAGGCUGCCCCACCGUCCACCUACAGAUGGGGACCCUGCAGUACAUGGCGCCGGAGAUGCUGGCAGAGCCUGAAGGAUCCUACAAUGGAUUUAAGCUGGAUAUUUAUGCUCUGGGCGUGGCCCUGUGGUGCAUAUUGUUUGAAAAAGACAGCCAGGACAUUGAGGACUACCUGGGUAUAGCUAGGUCAUACACUGGGCGCUACCCGUGCAUCUUCUACAAGUGGAUCUUGGAGAACGUCCUUCACCCUGACCCAGAACUACGAUGGGACAUCAGUCAACUGAUUCAAGGUCUUUGUCGUUCAUGGCUGGAGGAUAGAGCUAAAGCCUUGUAA
Messenger RNA from Physella acuta, 813 nucleotides. Its product is annotated as sperm motility kinase Y-like. Gene Ontology annotation, cellular component: cytoplasm. Gene Ontology annotation, biological process: intracellular signal transduction; protein phosphorylation. Gene Ontology annotation, molecular function: protein serine/threonine kinase activity; ATP binding. The record is from RefSeq and is a predicted model, not a curated record. NCBI's taxonomy places the organism in Eukaryota, Metazoa, Mollusca, Gastropoda, Physidae.